CUUUUUUCUUACUUGGCAGUGAAGAACCCUAGAAAAGAGAAUGGCGAUGGCGGUGGCGCCCAGCGCCUCCGACUCCGAUCUCGCCUUCCAAAUGCAGAUGAACGAGGCGCUGGCGGCAUCGAUGGGCAUUGACACGCUGGAUGAUCGCGGAAAAGCUGGAUGGAGGAGCAAGCUCCUGGGCGUGGAGGGCGACGCGGCGCUGGCAAUUCGCGUCCAGGAGAUGGAGCUGGAGGCGCUCCAGAAGCAGGAGGAGGAUCGCGGCAAAGCGGCCAAGCUGCUCAAAGCGCUCAACGAGAGCGCGGACCAGCUGCUCCACGACGAGACAAUGGCUCGCGAGAUCGAUGAGAUGGACGAGAGGGAGUGGGAGGAGAACGGUGACUUGUACGAGCGGCCUUUCCAGUCGGGGAUCACGGGGACGUUCUUCCGGGUUUUUUUCAAAGGCUACUCGGUUUCCGAGGGUGGUGUGAUCGUCGGUGCCGCUCUUGGUGGAUCGAUCAUGGAUUCCAGUGGAAACGAGCUCCUCCAGCUCAAGAGAUACGUCGCAACUCCCACCGGGAAGAACGUCGCGCAGUACUAUGCUCUCGUUGACGUUCUCAAGUCGGCUCAGUCCAUGGGAGCUCGCAAGAUCAUUGCUUAUACGGACUCUCGCCCUCUCAAUAACCAGAUCAAGGGAUAUUGGAGGGUCUCUACAAAGGCUAUGAUGGCCGAGUAUGACAAGGCAAUCGGGCUCAUCGAUAGUUUCGACUCGUUUGAUAUCAACCUUGCGCUCCACGGAGAGAACUGGCCAGCAGACAAUCUAGCAAAGUCGGUCUCGAUCAGCCAGAGGCAAAACACGGCUUCCAGCAGCAGGUCCAUGUUUCACUGCGUCAUUUGCCUCGAGGACGUCCAGGAUGCGGACAUUUACACUCUCACCGAGUGUUCGCACAAGUUUUGCUCAUCGUGCGUGAAGCAGCACGUCGAGGCUACAGUGACAACCGGGCGGACUUUCCCGGUGGCUUGCCCGCAAGUCGAGUGCACGAAGAAGUUCACCGAGGGCGAGUGCAAGAAGCUGCUGUCCGAGGCGGCUCUCAAAGUUUUCAUGAAGAAGAUAGAGGAGGAGCGCAUCCCUGACGCGCAGAGAGUCUACUGCCCGUAUCCAAACUGCUCGGACUUAAUGGAUAGAAGGACUUUCCUCGACCCCAAGCCCCGGAAGUUGUGUGGAGCUUGCCACAGAUACUUCUGCCUCGACUGCCGAGUUCCCUGGCAUACAUUCUCGACUUGUGCUGGAUACCAGCGACUGCCUCUCGACUUAAAAGACGCCGCAGACGCAAAGCUCUACAGGCUCGCGGAGAACCAGAACUGGAGGCAGUGCAAGCAGUGUAGGCGGAUGAUUGAGCUCUUGGAAGGGUGCUACCACAUGACUUGCAGGUGUGGCUGCGAGUUUUGUUAUACCUGUGGCAUGGAGUACCGGAAUAAGAUACAAAUGUGCACCUGCAACCUCUGGGACGACCGCUACAUUAUUAGAGAGGAAGAAGAGUUCUCGGACGAUGGAAGUGGCAGUGACGUCGAAAUGGAUCUUCGCGACCCGUUCUACAAGACGCAGCUCUGUAGAUACUUCGCCAACGGGCACUGUCGUCAUGGAGUCAACUGCAGGUUUGCUCACGGUAAUCACGAGCUGAGAUAGAAUCUUUAUACUUUUUUUUUCCGGGAGAAGAAUAGAGUUCUAGGAGCGAGUCAA
Messenger RNA from Selaginella moellendorffii, 1717 nucleotides. RefSeq lists its product as uncharacterized. The coding region runs from base 41 to 1663 and encodes 540 amino acids. The record is from RefSeq and is a predicted model, not a curated record. Gene Ontology annotation, molecular function: ubiquitin conjugating enzyme binding; ubiquitin protein ligase activity; nucleic acid binding. The transcript is spliced from 4 exons. NCBI's taxonomy places the organism in Eukaryota, Viridiplantae, Streptophyta, Lycopodiopsida, Selaginellales, Selaginellaceae. Gene Ontology annotation, cellular component: ubiquitin ligase complex; cytoplasm. Gene Ontology annotation, biological process: positive regulation of proteasomal ubiquitin-dependent protein catabolic process; ubiquitin-dependent protein catabolic process; protein polyubiquitination.